GCGGCCGGACGGGGCGGACGGCGGGGCGGCGACUCCCGGAGCGGCGGGGGGUGGGGAGGAGGCGCUAUGGCCGACGUGUUCCCGGGCUCCGAGCCCGGCGCCGACCCGGAGGCGGCGCGGCGCUUCGCUCGCAAGGGCGCCCUGAGGCAGAAGAACGUGCACGAGGUGAAGGAGCACAAAUUCAUCGCGCGCUUCUUCAAGCAGCCCACCUUCUGCAGCCACUGCACCGACUUCAUCUGGGGAUUUGGGAAGCAGGGAUUCCAGUGCCAAGUUUGCUGUUUUGUGGUUCAUAAGAGGUGCCAUGAGUUCGUCACCUUCUCCUGUCCUGGGGCUGACAAGGGGCCCGACACUGAUGACCCCAGGAGCAAGCACAAGUUCAAGAUCCACACCUACGGCAGCCCCACAUUCUGUGACCAUUGCGGCUCGCUGCUCUACGGGCUGCUGCACCAGGGGAUGAAAUGUGACACCUGUGACAUGAACGUUCACAAGCAGUGUGUGAUCAACGUCCCKAGCCUCUGUGGCAUGGACCACACGGAGAAAAGGGGGAGGAUUUAUCUGAAAGCUGAAGUCACYGGUGACAAACUGGAAGUGACAGUGAGAGAAGCAAAAAACCUCAUUCCCAUGGAUCCAAAUGGACUCUCAGAUCCUUAUGUCAAGCUGAAGCUCAUCCCAGACCCCAAGAACGAGAGCAAACAAAAAACAAAAACCAUCCGUUCCACCCUGAACCCGGACUGGAACGAGUCCUUCACCUUUAAAUUAAAACCCACRGACAAAGACCGCCGGUUAUCCGUAGAGGUCUGGGACUGGGAUCGAACAACCAGGAAUGAUUUCAUGGGAUCUCUGUCUUUUGGGGUGUCAGAGCUUAUGAAAAUGCCAGCCAGUGGAUGGUACAAGCUGCUGAAUCAAGAAGAGGGUGAAUAUUACAACGUUCCAAUUCCAGAUGCCGAUGAAGAUGGAAACGCAGAGCUCCGGCAGAAGUUUGAGAAAGCCAAACUUGGGCCAGCUGGUAACAAAGUCAUUACUUCAACAGAAGACAAGAACUCAAGUGUGCCGUCCAACAAUCUGGACAGGGUGAAGCUGACAGAUUUCAACUUUCUCAUGGUUCUUGGAAAGGGGAGCUUUGGGAAGGUGAUGCUGGCAGACAGGAAGGGCACAGAGGAGCUCUACGCCAUCAAAAUCCUGAAAAAGGAYGUGGUGAUCCAGGACGACGACGUGGAGUGCACCAUGGUGGAGAAGCGAGUGCUGGCCCUGCAGGACAAGCCCCCGUUCCUGACCCAGCUCCACUCCUGUUUCCAGACAGUCGACCGGCUGUAUUUUGUGAUGGAGUACGUGAAUGGUGGGGAUCUCAUGUAUCACAUUCAGCAAGUGGGAAAAUUCAAGGAGCCACAAGCAGUGUUCUAUGCAGCUGAGAUCUCAAUUGGCUUGUUCUUUCUCCAUAACAGAGGGAUUAUUUAUAGAGAUCUGAAAUUAGACAAUGUGAUGUUGGAUUCAGAAGGACACAUUAAAAUUGCUGAUUUUGGAAUGUGCAAAGAGCACAUGUUGGAUGGAGUAACAACCAGGACCUUCUGUGGCACUCCAGACUACAUUGCACCAGAGAUUAUUGCUUACCAGCCCUAUGGGAAGUCGGUGGAUUGGUGGGCGUACGGCGUGCUGCUCUAUGAGAUGUUGGCCGGCCAGCCUCCWUUUGAUGGGGAAGACGAAGACGAGCUUUUCCAGUCCAUAAUGGAGCACAAYGUUUCCUACCCCAAAUCCCUGUCCAAAGAAGCUGUCUCCAUCUGCAAGGGGCUGAUGACUAAACAUCCUGCAAAACGCCUUGGCUGUGGCCAGGAGGGUGAAAGAGACAUCAGGGAACACGCUUUCUUCAGGAGRAUCGACUGGGAAAAGUUGGAGAACAGGGAGAUCCAGCCACCCUUCAAACCCAAAGUGUGCGGCAAAGGGGCUGAAAACUUCGACAAGUUCUUCACGCGAGGACAGCCGGUGCUGACRCCUCCUGAUCAGCUGGUCAUUGCUAACAUAGACCAAACAGAUUUUGAAGGGUUCUCCUACGUCAACCCCCAGUUCAUGCACCCCCUGGUAGAAAAUGUAGCGUGAAACAGCAGAACAAACCCCGCCGCGGGGAACGGCCGUAACCCUACAAUUUUUAGGCUUCUGCCUCGUUGAUUCCAUUUGGGCCUGGAAAUUGUAGGGUUAGAGAGGGUGUGAGGUGAGGGAAGGGCCACUUAGUCAGGAUUUGGGUUUUGCAACAGUGAUGUUGUCUUAACAGGAGAUAAAUCAGUGUACGGUGCCCACUUUUUCUCCUAGAAGUCGCCAUCGACUCUUCUAAACUCACCCACGUUUUGGUACGUUAUAGAUUUUGUAACUCCCCACUGUCCUUUUGCUCCCUUUUCCUCUCUGUUGUGUUGGGAAAAAGAAAAAAGCAAUCUAACAGGUGGUCAGAAUGAGAAGCCACCUKGAGUAUUCCUUCCUUGGGGUGGGAGCAUCCUCCUGGUGCUUCCCAGAGACUUUUGGGGCAUCAGAAGCACAGAGACUGAGUGGGGUCAGCUCCAGAGGGGAGAGGCACUGCAAAAACAUUGCUGGAAGUGUUGGGAAAUAUGGCAGGAAAAAAAAUAAAGUUGGGAAUGGGUGGGAGAGGGGGUGAAAUCAAAUUAGACCCUGAGGCUUCACAAACAGAUCCUGUACAAUCCCAAAUAAAUGCACUCGGGUGGUGGCCAGAUCUCUGGGGUUUUUGCUAAGAGUAGCAUGUGAUAAACUCAAGGGUGAAAUUUUGUCUUUAAUAAUAAUAAUAAUAAUAAUAAUAAUAAUAAUAAUAAUAAUAAUAAUGAUAAUAGUAAUAAUUUUAAUAAUACUUUUGUGAAUUUUAAUCUCCAUGAGAUUAUUCUGUGAUCCAGGGUGCCAUUGUCUGUUCAGCUGGUUUCAUUUACGCCACUCCUCAAGUUUACCGUUAACUGGUUCUAAUACCAACGUUUUACUAUGAAAUUUAUUAACCUGGAAUGUAAAGCAAAACUKUAAUUCCUUAAAUCUUAUUUACACGUGUUUAUUUAUAGUCURCAGUGUAGGGCAGUAAAUUGAAGAAAGCAUUAUGUAUACUAAAUUAACAAAAAAAAUGCAGCCCCAAGUGACUUCCUGAUUUCUCCAGAAUAACUCAUGAAAAUUGAGGGAGACUUAGUCUUAAAAUAAUCAGGUUUAAUUCAGAAAACUUUGGGCUGUAGAAUAAUCAAGCCUGAAAGAAGCAGCACCUAAAACUCGUUUUAUUGAUAGAAUGGAAUUUACUACGUUUUACAUAUGCUUCAUGCAAUGAAUUUUGCAUGUUUAGUAAUAACUCUUAAUAAUAAGGGUUAAUAAUAAGCAGAUCUAUAUUAUUGACAUAAUCGUAUCRAGCAUAAAGAGUAUUAUAAAAAAUUUUAUAAAACAACUUGUGCUUUAUUUGUGGAAGUUCUUGUUCUGAAUGACACCAUUUAGAUUUAGCUAAAUGUUUUCUUGCUAUUGUUUUGAUUUUUACUUUAGGUUUUGAAUAUUGUUACUGGYUUAGGGUAUAAUCUCUUUUUUUUUUUAAAGUAGAUAUACUUUUAAAUAAUAAUUGCUACCUGCAGGUUUUAUACGAGGUUCAAUUAGGCUUUCAUUUCACAUCUGCUUAUUACUUGCAGAGAAGGAAAUAGACUUUAUUUGCAAUGAUGAACACUGUAAUUAAUGCAAUCUUCUCCUCUCCUAUCACUUAGAUUAAAAAAAAAUUUGAUAUUUCCUCUUACAACUUACCAGAAGAUAUUAAUUCAAAUAUCAGUAAAUAAUGUUUUGUGCAUAUUUUGGUUUUGUUACAGCAUGUAAAAUAGUAGUUGGUGCAUUUCCCCUUUUUUUUCUCCCUCCUGCCUUGAUCCCGUUAGCAGCCACAGGCAGUUUUUGUCUGUCAGAUGUGCAUGAUGAUGCCAGAAGCAUGAUGUCUCUGUUGCUGCAUGCAGACUUGAUUACGAUUUUUCCAGCAUGUAAACAUAUUCAAAAAGUAAGAUAUUUGCCAUAAAAAGAUUUCAAUUUAUACUAGAAUAUGUAAUGGGGUGGGGUGGGAGGGGAACCGACUUUCUAAUUAUCUUUUAUGACAAUAAAACAUGGAACCUGUGCCAAAGAUUCUGUCAGAAAGAUCCAACCCUGCCAGGUGGUGGCCAGAGGGACGGGCUGGACCUCGGGGGUGCCCUGGGUCAGUUGGGCAGAGAUUGAGGGAAACGUGGUUGGGAUGUGAAGGGUGUCAGUUCCUGCACCCAUGGGACCCUCAGAAAAUGUGGGUUUGGGGUCAGGAUGUGCAAUUCCCACACUCCAGGAGUCCAAUUGUUGCCUGUUUUAGUCUUUUUGUACCCCCAGUUCCAGCAAGGAGCAUCUUGGAGUGAUCAGCCCCCAGCUGAUUCCAAGGUGUGACCAAGUGACAGGAACUCAGGAACUCGGGUCAUUGCCCAAAUAAACAGAACUCCAAACUUUUCAAACACUUUAGGAGUGAAAAUUUUCAACUGUCCUGUGUCAAAUAUGUUGUCAGCCAAGACUGGGAGUUCAUUUUCUCCUUUGUGUUUUAUACACUUCCAAAAUGAUGGUGUUCACCAUAAAGCCUGUGGCCUAGUGCAGCAGUCAUGGUUUUUUAUUUAUUCAUUUUUCCUGAACAUUAUUAGCCUGCUAAUGUUUAGUAAAAUCUGGGUGUCAUGCUGUAGGAGAUCAUUGGCUGAAUUAAGAGAUUACUGAGGCUCAGAUUUUAAUCAAGAAGGGGCUCUCAGCUAUGCCAGUCUGCCAAGAGAUGGCUUUAAGGACAUGAAGAGCAAAAGGCACUUUUAAAAAAGGGAAAAUACUGGGAGAAAUAGCAGCACACGGGUUUGGGGAGUGAGCAAAACAGAACAGGGCAGAACUGAACCAGGCAGGAGAUCCCAUGGGUGGAUAUUCCCACAGCUGGGAUGAAAUUGGAUUGUCCAGGGAAGUCCCACAUUGGGUGGGUGUUGGUGGCACAGCAGGGACAGUGGGUGCUGCUCACACCAGGACAGGGUGUCACAGGGCUGCUCUGGUGCUGGGACAGGGCUGCUCAUUCUCUGGCUACUCCUCAUGCCCACUUUCUUCAUCACUCAUGUUUUUUCUCCCAUUUUUUCUGCUGUAGAAGCAGAAAUUCCUCUUCAGCGUUAUUAACUCAGGUCCCUGGGCUCGUGAUGUCCGUGUUGUCCUCUGGAGUUUCUGUAACCCUUAGGAGAAGGUGCUGGGAGCUCCUGGAUCCUGCAGGGUUGGAUAAAGCAGGGAUCAGCUGUGUCACCCUCCCUGCCCUUCCUGAUGCCCUCACAAGUGAAGGGUCACGCUCAGACCUUUCCCGAGAAAUCCCUCUGGCUGCUCAGAACCCAGAAAUUUAGAAAGGCAAGGAAAACCUGAAGUAUCCAGCCAGAAUUUUCAUCUCUUUUCAGACACAGAUGUUAUUUAUGUAAUAUUUUUCACAGGAUUUGGAUUUCUAGAGAGCGUGUAUCAGCAGAAGGAGAGGCAUUAGAGCUGCUUCUCCUUCACUUGUGUUCGAUAGCAACUGCAAUCCCAACACCCACGUUGCCACCAAGAUUCCCAAAAGACAAAUUGAGAUUUGUGCUGCACUGAGGCUGAGAGGGGGAAAUUUUGGGAGCUGUAAUUGAGAAUUGUGCUGCACUGAGGCUGAGAGGGGAAAUUUUGGGAGCUGUGUUCCCAUCCCUGUGCCCAAAUCCCAGAUGGUUCCAAGGCAGCCCCAUUCCUGCCAGGGGAGGUGCAGGUCUGCCAUAUAAAACUUCCAAGGGGUUUUUAGGGAUCAGAUGGGACUUCACUGRCUCCUGGGCAAACUUCUGCAUUAUUGGGGCAUCUGGGUGUUUUUGAGCACCUCUGAGUCACCAGAAUCACCUCAUCUGGCCAGGCUGGGUGCUCUUAGCGAGGCUGGCACAUCCGUGAGAAGGAGAGAGCACAUUCCCAUAUAAAACACUCCUUCUUAAUCCAGUUCAGAUGAGAAAUGCAAUUCAACUUUCUGACCCUUCAUUCUUUCCAGAAAUACAAUUGAAUUUCCUUUUACAAACUGAAGGAAGUUCUUCUGGAAAUCAGCUGUUGGUUUAAAAAAACCUCAUCAUGUCUGAGCGCUGUUGGCCUCUGAAACCCGUCCUGUCUUUUGGGGUGAAUCCAAUUCAAUAAKUCUGGGCUUCUAUAAAAUUAAUAAGGUUGAGCAAGAGAGGAACUUGUCUUCUAGCUGGAGGGAUCACAUGUCCAAGGAUUGAGUGGCAUCACUUGAAAAGUGUUUUCUGAGCUGGUGAAUCCAGUUCACUGCCAUAGGAGAGCAGGGAGCAGGGCGGGGAGGAUCCUCUUUAUUGUGCAAAGCAUAGCAUUGGAAAUAAUAAUAAUAAU
Messenger RNA from Malurus melanocephalus (red-backed fairy wren), 6360 nucleotides. RefSeq names its product protein kinase C alpha (gene PRKCA). Gene Ontology annotation, molecular function: diacylglycerol-dependent serine/threonine kinase activity; ATP binding; zinc ion binding. Lineage: Eukaryota; Metazoa; Chordata; Aves; Passeriformes; Maluridae. Bases 67 to 2091 code for a protein of 674 amino acids. The record is from RefSeq and is a predicted model, not a curated record. Gene Ontology annotation, biological process: protein phosphorylation. The transcript is spliced from 17 exons.